Messenger RNA from Gavialis gangeticus (Gharial), 5407 nucleotides. It is a transcript of the gene EMB, whose product is annotated as embigin. Lineage: Eukaryota; Metazoa; Chordata; Crocodylia; Gavialidae. Gene Ontology annotation, biological process: dendrite self-avoidance; homophilic cell-cell adhesion; axon guidance. The transcript has 11 exons. Gene Ontology annotation, molecular function: cell-cell adhesion mediator activity. Bases 12 to 1124 code for a protein of 370 amino acids. The record is from RefSeq and is a predicted model, not a curated record. Gene Ontology annotation, cellular component: axon; plasma membrane.
CGGCCGGCACCAUGCGCGCUUGCGGCCCCAGGACGCGCGCCCUGCGGCUGCCGCUGCUGCUCUCGCUGGCUGCGCUGUGCCUGUCGGAGGACGAGGUCUCAGGUCCAACUACGACAACACAAAACACCAGUCAGCAAACUCAGAAUAUUUUAUAUAGUACAUCAACGGAGCAUAAUGUAUCUACACCUGGUUCAGCUAUAACAACUCAAGGUGUCCAUCAGCAAACUCAGGAGAGUUUUUCUGAGAAUACGUCAGGGUGGCAUGGCAGAUCGACAGAUGGUCCACGUUACACCACACAACAGACUAAUCUCACAGGGAUGGCGUACAACAUAUCCAUACCUGGAUUUUCUUCUCCAUUAAUGGAAAAAAAUAUAACAUUAGACAGUCCAGCUAACAUUGAACUCUCGUGUACUGUGGCCAGUGUAUCUACUCAUGCGGUAGCCAUUGAAAAGACUUGGAAGAAGGAUACUAAAACAAUCGAAAGUAAUGUCACUAGUAAUGAAACCAAAAAUGUCUGGAGUACUCAGUAUAAAUUGCAGGUCCGAGAGAAAAAAGACAUGGGAAGUUACAUGUGUGUUAUGAAAGGUGAAUAUGAAGUGCAAGCUGUCUUUCAUUUAAAAGUGCCUAAAAUUAAAGGAAAAGAAAAGCCCAUAGUCAGUUAUGAAGGAGAUUCCGUUGUCAUAGUAUGUGAAAGUGGCAACUAUAUUCCUGUCACUUGGAUCUGGUAUACAACUAAUGGAAGUCACCAGGUUCGUAUUAAUGAUUCCCUGAUGCCAGAGAAGUACAUAAUUGAUAAAACACCUGCCAACAAAACCCAUCUCAAGAUUAUGAAGCUCACAGGGCAAGAUGGUGGAUUAUACGUGUGCCAAGCUGUAUUCAAACUAGGAGAAAACAAUGGAGAAGUGAAUCUUAAAGUUCUCAACUACAUGGUGCCACUCAAACCAUUUUUUGCAAUAGCUGCUGAAGUUAUUGUAUUAGUAGCUCUUAUUUUCCUUUAUGAGAUAUACUCCAAAAAGAAAGAAAUGCUUGCAGAAGGUGAAAAAGAAUUUGAACAAAUUGAGCAACUUAAAUCAGAAGAAAGCAAUGGUGUUGAAAAUAGCAGUACCAGGCAUAGAAAAGUUUAAAUCAGUUCCCAAUACAAGGAGCCUGCAAAUCAAGAAAAAGCAAACAUCAUUUGACCAUUGCAAACUACAGAAGGAUAUAUUACAACUAUGUAUUUCAAAUAUCUAUUAUGCUUCUAAUUAGAGCUUUCUAGUUGUGUAACCAAAGUCAUUAUCUCCUAUAACGUUUUUAAAAUAUAGACUUGAAAUUGCCUCUCUGCUAAAUAAUCACUUUGUAAACACAGUACUGUAUCCUAAUAUUGCACAUACACAUGGGCUGUGUCAGAUGUCCCUGUUGUGGUUAUGUUCCUUCUAGUUAAAAAAAAAAAAUCUUUCUACUAUUCAAAAAUCAAUUAGUUAAGACUAACCCAUGUUAAUCUUAGCCUAUUAGGCUUUGCUUUUUACAUUGGGUCCAGUCCUGCUUUCACUGAGGAAACAAGAGAUACAGGAUCAGGGCCAUUAUCUAAAAAUUUAUAUUAUGGAGGUAAGUUCACCUUCACGAAAGUACUUUUCAAUCUUGAAGUGCUUACACCAAACAAAAAUGCCUUUUACUAGGAGAUUGAACAAAUUUAACACAAACAAGCCUUUUUUCCCACCAAAGGACUGAUCAAGGGGAAUCUUUAUCAUAGUUCUUAUGCAAUAUAUAUUUUUUUACCAUUUCCUACGAAAAUACAAAAAUCCUCAAUUUUUUUUUUAUUUAGUAUCAUUUUAUAUAUGAGGAAGAGAUAUGAAGUGAGCUAAGGAAGUUUAAGGUGCUACAAUUGCUUUGACUUCCUGACUGAAUACAAAAGGCCACAUUUUGUACUAUAGGAUUGUGGCCAGUACUACUCAAAUUAGUAAAAAAAUGACUAUACAUGUACAGUACUGAAAGGCCCUAGCACUGACUCAAACAUCAAUGGCCAGAUAUAUUCCAUAUAUUGGGCAAGGAAGCAGGCUUAAGUAUCUAAGUACAUUUCUCUUUGGUCCUGUUUGAACCCCUGAAAAACUUAAUACCAAAGAUGAGCAAGUCAUCCUCCUCAGUGCUUUUCUGUUAGGCUUAUAAGGGUCAGAUAAUGUCAUGUUAUAAAAGUAUAACAUUUACAGUGACCUGACAAGGGUGGAAUAAAUUUGAACUUAGGGCCAAAGUUCACUUAGAUGCCUAAUAGGUAGAAUAGAACCUGGACACAAAUAUCUGCCCUAAUUAGGCAACCUCCUGUUUUUAGAGCUUACCUGAAAGUGUCCCUGAAUGUAAUAAGUUCAGGUCUUCUGUAUGUCAAUUAGAAGACACUAAUGGUCACUUCAGAUGACCUUUUCUGCUAGUCCUAUUGGACACUAGAAAGGUUUUGCUGUUCUGGAUGUUUACAUAACUUCUUUCACCUCAAAGAAUAACAAAGAACUAAGGAAAAUAAGCAAUAUUAAAUAAAAUACAAUGAUAACAAUACACUUAAUUUAAUUGGGUUAAUGUCCCCAUUCUUAUGCAAAUUGCCAAUGACCACAAAUGGGCAGGGCCUCGCUUGUAUAACUUAUGCAAAAGACAACACUUCCAGAAGAACAGUGACAUGUUCCCCCAUUCUUGGAUUUUGGUGUAGUACUAGUAGCGAAGCAAGCUACCUACAGAAUCAUCACUAGAACCUCCUAUAACAUCCUUGAUUAUUCUUUCAUAAAUUCCCAUUCAGGUAAAGAGCUGGGUCUAAUGCUGCUUAACUUGUGAGACAAGUUAGAACCACAGUACCAAAUGAUACAGCUGCAGGUAGUCCUGUAAUAAGCCAUUGUAAUAAGCCGCAAGCCAUUGCAGCUUGUGAAGUUGCCACAGAAUUAAUACCAGCAAUUAAAGGUGCCAAUAUAUAGUUAUAAUAUAUAUUCAGCAAAUGAAAUCUAUACACUGGUUCAUUUCUAGCAGUAAGAAUUUCUCUGCAAAUUCUUCCCCAUGCUCCCUCUGAUCAGUUGAUUGGUACAAGAGGGGUGGCUAUCACAGGAGAAUGCCCCCCACACGCUGACUGGAUGAUUGCUGAGAAGGGAGGGGAUAUUCCCUGCAGGAUCCCCACAGGGCUUUCUGACAGCUUGUCCCUGGAUGAACUAUCACAGAGCCAGUGCUCUCCUUCCCUCUUGGGAGGGAAGAAGGGAGAACAGCAGACUAUGGUUCUCUGGUUGUGGGUAUCCUGCACACCUGAAGAAGUGGACAAUCAUUCAAAAUAGAUCAGGAGAGAGAGAGAGAGAGAUGUUCCUCAUAUAAAUCUAACUUCCUUGCAAAAAAGACUCAAUUCUCUUUCACAAGAAAUCUCUUAGACAAAUGUAUACUCUCUCUUUUUGUGCCAAGAAAAUGGUUUCUGCCCUGGCACAAACGUGACACCUGUUCAUGACCACUGUGUAAUUGACUGCUUUUCCAUUACAAAUGCCUGCUUGAGUCCACAGAAGAAAAUUAAACAUCCUUUUAUUUAAAAGAAGCAGGAAACAUUUAUUUUAAGUAAAGGAGAAAACAUUCAAGAAUUUUUCCCCUGUCCCUGUGAAAGUACUUUAAGAAACUAAUGUAGGCAAAUAUAUGUAGCUUCUUGUUCAGGAGAAAAGAAAAGCCAGCUCUUGAGUUGCACAGAUUACAAUGUCAAUGCUAUUUUGCCAUUUGGCAAACAAAACAGACAACCAAAAAGAAAAUAUGAUUAACACACAAGACUGAGAAGGGGGUGCUCAUAAAACCUUGUUUACAGUCUUUCUGGAUCUGGAAGUAGUAGUUACUGCCUGUAAUGUUGACUUUGGGAAUAGAUAUCCAGUUUGACUCAUUUUAAAUUAAAGAAUGAGUUUAAUGUUGUACCCUAAUUAGCACAAGGUUUAAAGCCUAAAUAAAAAGCAGAGAGUCUCAAAUGUUUGGAUAGUGAUCACUGAUAAACAUUUCCCUGGUCAAGAUACUGUGUUUUAUUACACUCAGCCUCAAUCUUCCAGUGCACUACAUAUAAACCAAAACAGUUACAGCUUUUAUAUGAAUUUGUAUCAUUAUCAUAUUAAUAUUUAUUGUUAGAGCAAGUAAAGAUAUAUGCACUAUAUUAAAAAAUAAAUUGCUUGAUGUUGUUGUCCAUCUUGAUUAUGUUAAUAACAUUCCAAGAUUAUAAACUUUUUUGGUAAAAACAACUUCAUAGCUAAGAACCUCAGAUUACUUAUUAAACUUUAGUGUUUAUUUGGUUUGUGAUGCAUGUUAAUCUUCACUUGAUACACAAAUUUAAUUCCUGAACUAGAAAUGUUGGGAAUUAUGUGCUGCACUAGAAUAUAACCCAAGAGGACUUUUAGUUUUUCUUCUUUUAAACAAUAUCUUGCAAACAUUUCUGUAGAAUUGCUUGGUUCUCUAAGACAUUCACAGUAGCCAAACACAAAGAGCUAGCUUUAUACAUCAGCAAGUGUCCUGAAAUGAAGUGCAUCCUGGCACAGCAGUUAAAAACAAUAUCAGGGGAAAAAAGUACAGGCCAUUUGUACCUAUUGGCAUAUAUUUAAUAUAUUUCAGAAUUGCCUGCCAUGUAAAAAUACCUAUGCAUAUUAAAGUAGUAAUGAUGAAGUGAUUAAGAAUCCACAACAUUUUUUUGUGGAUACCCUUGUCUCCUCAUAAUAAAACUAUUAGGCCAAAUCCUGAGAGAGACUGAGAACUGCAAUCCUGCUAAUUUAAUUGAAAAUUGACAGUGCCUACUUCAGAUAACUGCAUCAUAGAUGCUCAGCAUGAAUCAAGUUAGGAUUCCCUCUCAAGAAAAAAAAAAGAGCAACUCUGCUUCCCGUCCCAUGGAAUCUCCAGUCUCUAACUCCAUCUCCAUCAUACUUCUGUGCACUAUAAUUUGAUAUUGUACUGCCAAAUCUUCCCUUCUUACAGAAUCUAUUUUAUGUACAUGGUUGCUACAAGCAAAAGUUCCUGGAUAUUUAUUCUAUGAUUCCAGACAUCAAGCUAGAGAUGAACAAAUACUUAUUGAAGAAAAAUUACCCAGUCUGUGCAUAUUCAAAUGAUUACUGUACACAGGUAUGUAAGCUACCUUACAUAUCGAUUUAAUAUGCAUAGGACAGGGCAGAGUUGCAGCUUAUAGACUAAUUUGGAGCUACACAGGUUUUUUAAGCAACAGAUUACUUUUUUAGAUAUUGUGAAAGGAAUUUGAUAGCAUGAUCCUUUUAUAGGAUCCUACAAAGCAAGCUGCUGCUUACAAAAGCGUAUUUAUCUCAGAAUUAGUCUAUAAGGCACCAUGCCUUCUGUCUGACUUCAGACUAACAGCUAAAUACCUCUCAUUUACAAUGCAUAUGCAGGUUCUAUCAGGACAAUUUAAGAGGCCUGUCCUGAAAUUCUGGCAAGGAAUAAUUAAUUAAAC